Molecule: messenger RNA, 1554 nt
Organism: Metopolophium dirhodum (rose-grain aphid)
Lineage: Eukaryota; Metazoa; Arthropoda; Insecta; Hemiptera; Aphididae
Product: zinc finger BED domain-containing protein 5-like
Exons: 3
Coding region: 1-1554 (517 amino acids)
Source: RefSeq, a predicted model, not a curated record
AUGACAACAAUUGUAAAAAUUUCUGAUAAAUCUCAAGAAGCGAGCUAUGUAGUAGCAGAGUUUGUGGCUAAAACAAGGAAACCACAUACAAUAUGUGAACAGUUAAUUUUACCCGCUUGCCGUGAAAUUGUAAAAAUAUUUUUUGGAAUAGAAGCUGAACAAGAAAUAUUGAAAAUUCCUUUAUCUGAUAAUACAAUAAGUAGGCGCAUAAAUGACAUGUCCGAAGAUAUUGAGCAGCAAGUAUUAAAUAAGUUACGUGAUUCUCGUAUGUAUGCGCUGCAAGUAGACGAAUCUACAGAUAUAAGUGGAAAAGCACAGCUUUUAGUUUUUGUACGCAUUGUAGUUGAUGACGAUAUUAUUGAAAACUUUUUUUGUUGUAAAACAUUGCCCGAAACAACGAGAGGUGAAGAUGUUUUUAAAGUUUUGGACGCUCAUUUAUUAUCAGUAAAUUUAUCGUGGGACAAUUGUAUUGGAAUAUGCACUGAUGGUGCACCUUCAAUGACUGGCUCAAUUAAAGGUUUCAUUUCUUUAGUAAAAAAAAAAAAUUCAAAAAUUAUUUUUACCCAUUGCUUCCUUCAUAGAGAGGCCUUAGUGGCAAAAUCCUUAGCAAGUGAUUUACAAAAUAUUCUUGAUCAAGUUGUAAAAGUUAUAAAUUUUAUUAAGAGCCGACCUCUUAAAUCAAGACUAUUCGAAAAAAUUUGUGAAGAGAUGGAUGCAGACUAUUCAAGAUUGAUUUUAUACAGUGCAGUAAGAUGGCUUUCAAGGGGCAAUAUUUUAUCACGAUUUUACAAUUUGAGAGAGGAGUUACUUGUAUUUUUAACUAUGGAAGAAACUGAAUUCAACUUUCUUGGGGAUGAGGAGUGGUGGACAAAGUUAUCUUUCUUAACUGAUUUGUUUGAGCAUCUCAAUAAACUAAAUUCAAGUAUGCAAGGUCGUGAUGAAAAUAUACUAACAUCGUCGGACAAAAUUAUGGCUUUCAUCAAAAAAUUGAAUUUAUGGAAAACUAAAAUUAAUCAAGGUAAUUUAAUCAUGUUUCCACGUACUGCUUUACUAGUUGCGGAUGACAACAUUUUGUCAUUAAUAGUCGAGUCUAUCACAUUGUUAGAAGUAAAAAUGAAUUUUUCCAAUGACUUGGUUGAUUUAAAACUUGUUGAAGAAGAAAAUCUCUGUUCAAUUAAAAAUGAUCGAACAUUGCAGUUGAAAUUCAAAGAGAUCACUCUCAAUAAAUUCUGGAUAUGUGUUUCUAAAGAAUAUCCAGAGAUAUCUAUAAAAGCACUGACUAUUCUUUUGCCGUUCUCAACCUCAUAUCUUUGUGAACAAGGUGCCGUCAUGUUUCUCAAAGAUUUUUGUGUUCAUGUUGCAAGUUUAGAGCAAGUGUGCACUGCAUUCUUACGAGAACACUGUGACAAGCAUACUCUUUCACCUAUUAUUAAUAGGGAAUGUGAAGGUGGUUCCGUCAUGCACUCAGAUGAAUGUCCCUCUUACCGAUGUUUAACAGCAGAAGGGUUCAUUCGUGAAACUGUUAACCAUCAAGAAAAUAUGUUGACCCUUUAA